Messenger RNA from Trypanosoma grayi, 474 nucleotides. RefSeq names its product putative cytochrome c oxidase subunit VI. The record is from RefSeq and is a predicted model, not a curated record. NCBI's taxonomy places the organism in Eukaryota, Euglenozoa, Kinetoplastea, Trypanosomatida, Trypanosomatidae. The coding region runs from base 1 to 474 and encodes 157 amino acids. The transcript has a single exon. Gene Ontology annotation, cellular component: respiratory chain complex IV; mitochondrion.
AUGCCGUUCGUUGACCAUAAGAAGUACAAGAUCCAGCGUGAGGAUAUGCCCGCUGUUCCUCACUUCAGUGACUUCAAUGAUCCGCGUUUUUGUGGCACUCACAACAAGCAGAAGAAUGGUAUCCUUGCAUACUACCAGUGGCUUCAUUGCAUUGGUAACUGGGGUGAGGAUCACUCAAUGUGCAAGAAGAUGCGAUGGUACCUGGAGCGAAUGAUGCACGAGGCGUGGCUUGAGAAGUGGGAGGAAAAGCGUGCUUUAGGACACUUUGACCACGUUAUCCUCUAUGGCGUAAAACCAUGGAAGGAGUUUGAGCCUCUGUACCAGCCUGUGAAGAAAAACCGAAAGGGUGCAUAUGAGUUCUGGCUGGAUCGAGACUUUGAGCCUCUCUACGACCCCGAUGCUGUGGACUUCCGUGAGAAGGCUCCCAUUCUUCACGAUGUGUUUGUGAAGGGUAAGAAGCCCGUCUACGAUUAG